AUGACAUUUCAAUUUAUUCUAUUUGUCAUGCACGUCGUUUCUUACAUUGCUAUUGUUUGUAGUGCUUUUAUUGUGAGUAUAAUUGCAUUACCAAUUAAUUGUCCUAGUUCAUCAGCUGAAUGGUGUCAAACUAAAGAAAUUGCUGCUGCUUGUGGAGUCACAAAACAAUGUACAUCAUUUGUAUGGAAGAAUAUAGAUAAUGAUCGUGUUAAUUUUACAAUUUAUUAUGAAACACUUUGUGCCGAUUGUCGUCAAUUUAUUAUUACACAAGUAUGGUUUGCAUAUCAAGCUAUAGCGGACAUAGUUAAUCUUACUUUUAUCCCUUAUGGUAAUGCUCAUGAAGUUUAUCGACCUGAAACACAACUUUAUCAAUUUUAUUGUCAACAUGGUGUUGAUGAAUGUUAUGGAAAUCUUAUUCACACAUGUGUUAUUGCUUUCUAUCCAGAUACUCGACAACAUAUGCCUUUUAUUUAUUGUAUGGAUUCUACAUUUGGUGAUAUCGAAACUGUAGCAAGACAAUGUGCAAAAAAUGCAAGUAUUGAUUUUGACAAAGUUGCAAAUUGUACAAAUAGUCCAAUGGGAAAUCAAUUACAACAUGUAUAUGCUGUUCAAACUGAAAAUACAAAACCGGCACAAGCUUCUGUACCUUUUGUAACGCUUAAUGGAAAUGGCACAGACGAGAUUCAAGAUAUGGCUCAAACCAAUCUUAUUCGUCUUUUAUGUGAAACAUACAAGGGCCCCAAUCCACCUGCUCGAUGUAAAAAAACAUUAUAA
Messenger RNA from Rotaria sordida, 774 nucleotides. The record is from the annotation of a GenBank genome assembly. Lineage: Eukaryota; Metazoa; Rotifera; Eurotatoria; Philodinida; Philodinidae.